UCUGGCCAACUUGUGGGGGUCAAACUCCAGAUCAGGCCUGCUGAUAGGUGGCAGUGUGGGGAUAUUUAUUCCGCUGAGCGACGCUGCGGGUGAACAGUCGAAGAAGCAAAGAUGGCAGCGACCAUGAAAUCGUCCGUGGCAGUUGAAGAUGUGAAUGUAACGUUUGAAGACCAGCAAAAGAUCAAUAAAUUUGCCAGGAACACGAAUCGGAUGACGGAGCUGAAGAAUGAGAUAUUGGAAAGGAGGAAAACUCUUCAGAACCUUCAGGAUGCCAGUGAUGACCUAAUGCUGUUUGACGACAACUCUCUAUUUAUCCCUUAUCAAAUCGGCGACGUCUUUAUAAAUCACUCCCAGGACGAAACACAAGAGAUGCUGGAAUCCGCAAAGGAAACACUGGAGCAAGAGGUCCAAGACCUUGAGAAACAAGUGUCAGCGAUACAGCAAGUGUUGAGUGAUCUGAAGGUGCAGCUUUAUGCCAAGUUUGGUAACAACAUUAACCUGGAGGCAGAUGAAAGCUGAGCAGUGAAAUGGACUUUGACAGUUGCCCCAGUUUGGACUUUUCCACAGACCUCCUGUAUCGGCUUCACAACAUCCCCCAAAAAUGAUUUCUUACGUUUGGUAGCAUCUUUCAUUUAUGCUAAUAAUGUGUUUGCAGUUUGGUGUUCACAAGGUCAUCAAAAAGAAAUGUUUUGCGCAAAUGAAUAAAUGUACUUCAUUUCUAAUGAAUUUCAAGUGGUCGCAUAUUCAAUUGUUUUUCACUGAACUGAUUACAAAUUUGCCAGAAAUUAAAAUAUUACAAAGCUCU
Molecule: messenger RNA, 805 nt
Organism: Oreochromis niloticus (Nile tilapia)
Lineage: Eukaryota; Metazoa; Chordata; Actinopteri; Cichliformes; Cichlidae
Gene: pfdn4
Product: prefoldin subunit 4
Exons: 4
Coding region: 112-519 (135 amino acids)
Biological process (GO): protein folding
Cellular component (GO): prefoldin complex; cytoplasm
Source: RefSeq, a predicted model, not a curated record